AUCGGGCUGGACUCCGGGCAGCGGCACAUCGGGCUGGGACUCUGGGCAGAGGCACAUCGGGCUGGACUCCGGGCAGAGGCACAGAGCCCCCAGGAGGAGCGGCAGGCACAGGGCCCCCAGGCGGGGCAGCAGGCACAGGGCCCCCAGGCGGGGCGGCAGGCACCGGGCCCCCAGGCGGGGCGACAGGCACCGGGCCCCCAGGCGGAGCGACAGGCACCGGGCCCCCAGGCGGAGCGACAGGCACCGGGCCCCCAGGCGGAGCGACAGGCACAGGGCCCCCAGGAGGAGCGGCGGGCGCCGGGCCCCCAGGCGGGGGCGGCGGGUGCCGGGCCCCCAGGCGGAGCGGCGGGCCCUCAGGCAGAGCGGCGGGCACCGGGCCCCCAGGAGGGGCGGCAGGCACAGGGCCCCCAGGAGGGGCGGCGGGCACCGGGUCAUCAGGCACGACAGCAGCGGGCACCGGGUCAUCUGGCGUUGGAUCGUCUGGCUCGACAGCGGGGCAUCGGGUCACCCAGGCAUGACAGCGGGCACUGGGUCAUCAGGCAUUGGAUCGUCUGGCUCGACAGCGGGCAUCGGGUCACCAGGCAUCAGGUCAUUUGCUCGACAGCGGGCACCGCGUCAUCUGGCAAGGCAGUGGGCACCGAGUCCCCAGGCAUGACAGUGGGCUCUGAGUCAAGUGGUACGACAGCGGGAACCGGGUCAUCAGGUACCAGAUCGUCUGUUCGACAGCAGGCACCGGGUCAUCUGGCGCUGGAUCGUCUGGCUCGACAGCGGGCAUCGGGUCACCAGGCAUGACAGCGGGCCCUGUGUCAUCAGGCAUUGGAUCGUCUGGCUCGACAGCGGGCAUCGGGUUACCAGUAUGACAGCGGGCACUGGGUCAUCAGGCAUGAUAGGAUCAUCAGGCUGGAUCAGCUGGGUAGAGACAUCAGGCUGAAGUGCGGGUGCCGAGGCACCAGGCUGAACCACGGAAGGCAGGUUCUCAGACGGCAGGCUCACCGGUUUGGAUACUGGCAGGAUGGUACUGGUUGGAAAG
Messenger RNA from Staurois parvus, 1030 nucleotides. NCBI's taxonomy places the organism in Eukaryota, Metazoa, Chordata, Amphibia, Anura, Ranidae. The record is from the annotation of a GenBank genome assembly.